AUGCAGGAGUGUUUACAGUUCCCGUCGCUUAAGAUCCCAUCUAGACCCAGCCCACAGGAAAAAGCUAUUUUAUUCGGGCUUCUCUACUUCCGAAAACAUAUCAGCUUCGAAAUCAUAUCACUCAUGUAUCCACAAGGCUUUCUUAUACAAGAUAUAGGGUUGAAGAUAUUUGACCGCUCUGUUGCGUUCCAACCUAGUCGAGCAUGCCAGUCGCUGUCCACCGAACCUCAUGUUGGUAAAAAGACCGUAACCUCCACUGAAAGAACUAAGUCUCAGGAAGCCUCGACUCUAUCCCAACGUCUCCCAAAGGGAUUAGCCUUCGGCAAGGAAACCGCUGGCUCAAAGAUUCCCUUGCUGGGGCGACUGAGCGAGACUAAGGGUGACAUGGCACAUGCUACCCUCGCGGCAAGCCCAUCAGUCAGCCAUGAGAGGACCAAAAAGGACAAUGUGUCUUCAGUAGGCCUCUGGUUCAGUGAAGCUAACUCGGGAUGCCUUACUGGGUCUGAUCGGUUACACUGCGCCCAACGAAAGCUCAUUCUGGAACGGUACGAGUAUGGAAAGGCCGGUAUUGGCUCGCUGUACUGGGACACGACCGAUGGCGUGACAACUUACAUGAAUAAGCCUCUCAGCUGA
Messenger RNA from Neurospora crassa OR74A, 633 nucleotides. RefSeq lists its product as hypothetical. Lineage: Eukaryota; Fungi; Ascomycota; Sordariomycetes; Sordariales; Sordariaceae. The record is from RefSeq and is a predicted model, not a curated record. The transcript has 2 exons. The coding region runs from base 1 to 633 and encodes 210 amino acids.